Linnemannia hyalina is the source of this 309-nucleotide messenger RNA. NCBI's taxonomy places the organism in Eukaryota, Fungi, Mortierellomycota, Mortierellomycetes, Mortierellales, Mortierellaceae. The record is from the annotation of a GenBank genome assembly.
AUGUCUUGCCCAUGCCCCUCACUCUCAGACCCCCCCCCAGAGGGUCAGAAGGUAGUUGGAUUCUUCGGUAACCCCAUGAUCCUCAUGGCCAGUUUCAGCGUCAUGAUGAAGCAGCCACACCAAGCAUACUCCAUGGAAGACUCUUCCUCCCACGACUCUUUCCUGAACCAACCUGAGGUCAUCCCUCACAACAGCGAAAAGACCCCAGUCGACUCUGCAUGUCCUACCACUUUUGGUAACCAAUGGGCGCAGCAACAACCAGCUGGACCAGGAAGCGCUGCUCCUAUUCAAAACAAGAAGCAAAAGUAA